Messenger RNA from Verticillium dahliae VdLs.17, 4602 nucleotides. RefSeq names its product transcription initiation factor TFIID 127kD subunit. Gene Ontology annotation, biological process: transcription initiation at RNA polymerase II promoter. The transcript is spliced from 2 exons. Gene Ontology annotation, cellular component: transcription factor TFIID complex. Lineage: Eukaryota; Fungi; Ascomycota; Sordariomycetes; Glomerellales; Plectosphaerellaceae. The record is from RefSeq and is a predicted model, not a curated record. Bases 1 to 4602 code for a protein of 1533 amino acids. Gene Ontology annotation, molecular function: chromatin binding; RNA polymerase II general transcription initiation factor activity; transcription cis-regulatory region binding.
AUGUCUGCGCCAUCAUCCCAUACCGAAGCCGAGCCGGCGGAGCUGGACAUAUUCGAGAGCCUGCCUCCUCCCAAAGAUGAGCCUAUGCGCCCAUACUUUGUCAUCAGGCAAGACGUCGAACUUGAGAUCAACUUUCGGGAAAAGCGCAUCGUCGGCAAGUGCGAGAUCACAAUCGCUAGCGUCCGGGGCCACAGCAUGGAAGAGAUUGCCAUCGACGCGCGACAAACGGAGAUUGACGUCGACAAUAUCGAGAUUGAGCUGCUGAAAGACACGCAACCCGUCGGCGCACCGAGGAAGAUCGCGGCCACGUAUGAGGAUCCCUACAAGCUACUGGACUAUCCGAGUCACUACAACUGGAAUGCGACGCAUCACGACCUUAGAAGGCUCCGCAUGCGACCCCUCACCCACUCGCGACGGAAGGACGCAGCCGCUGAAGAUAGGGAAACAGUUGGCUCAACGCCCGUCGAUGGGUCAAUUCGCAUCAACCUGAAAGACCUGGAAAGAACGAAGGACUUGAAAGAGGAAGGCAACCAGAAGCGGCCGAUCAAAAUCCGGGUUUCAUCGGCAAACCCAGGCUCGUCCACCACCGAAUCUCCAUUUGACCCGAAUCCUUUGGUUUCACAAGAAUACCGUGUGACCAUACCAUUCACCACCAAGAACAUUCGAGACGGAAUCCAGUUUGUUGGAGUCGACCCAGGCGAUUUCAAGUGGCCUCAUGUCUACACGCGGCACUCUGUCGAACCGGGAACCGCGUCCUGCAUUUUCCCAUGCAUUGAUGACCAUGGCCAGAGCUGUGCCUGGUCCCUUGCCAUCAAGCUGCCAAAGACGCUGGGCGAUGCUCUGCGUCAACCUCUUGCGACCCAGAACGGUGUGAACGGUCACUCCCGCAGCGCCGGCCAGAAGUCACAGCCGCACAAUGAUGAUUAUGCGCUCUCUGAAGAGGACAAGCUUCUGGAAAUGACGGCCAUCUGCUCAGGUUUCAUCGCCGAGGAGUUGAUCGACCCAACGGAUGACUCCAAGAAGAUCAUGCUGUUUGAGCUUGACAAGAAGGCAUCUGCCCAGAAACUAGGCUUUGCCGUCGGGCCCUUCCAGCUUGUUGACGUCUCUGCAGCCUUCCGCCCCGAGGCGGAUGAUGAGAAACUCGGGGCAAACGCGCUGAAAAUACAGGCCUUCUGUUUGCCUGGGCGUGCUGAGGAAACAUUGAACACGUGUCAGGCUCUUCCGUCAGCGGCCGACUUUUUCACCCUCACUUUUGCGCGUUACCCUUUCGAGGAGUAUCGACUCUGCUUUGUCGAUGACAUGGUGAACGACACAAUUGCCGUCCACUCGUUGUCACUUGUGAGCACGCGUCUUCUCUACCCAGAGAACGUUGUUGACCCGGAUGCGGAGGUUGACAUCUCGAGGAAACUUGUGCAGAGCUUGGCCGUCCAAUGGAGUGGCAUCAAUCUUCUUCCUAGCCGGCGUAACGACCUAUGGGUCGUUAUUGGCAUAGCUUACUACAUGGCCGACUUGUACCUCAAGAAACUGUGCGGUAACAACGACUACAGAUUCCGCAUGAAGUCCAUGGUUGACGAGCUGGUCGAGGUUGAUACGGGCCGGGCAUCACUCUACGACCUCGGCCGCAGCUUGCAUGUUGGCGACUUUGAGAUGGACUUCAUGACUUUGAAGGCGCCCCUUAUCAUGUUCAUUCUUGACAAGAGGCUUGCAAAAGCACCCGCGCAAACAAAUCUCACCCGGAUCAUUUCGAGGAUUCUUUACAAAGCGAACAUUGGAGAACGUCAGGGCGACUGGCUGAUUAACACGGAGUCCUUCCGGAGGUUUUGCGAAAAGAACUCUAAGAGCAAACUUGAAUCAUUUUGGAAGCAGUGGAUCUACGGCACAGGCUGUCCACGAUUCGAUGUCCAGCAAAAAUUCAACAAGAAAAAGCUCUGCGUCGAGAUGAUGGUUCGCCAAGUUCAAGUUAAGGAGAGGGACUCGAACCGGGCUCUUGACAAGAACGAUUUUCUGCGGCUGGUGAAAGAAAAGUUAUACGAUGUCGCUAUCGGCGAGAUCCAGCCCUGGUUCACGGGACCUAUGACCAUCCGCAUUCACGAGGCAGACGGUACACCUUACGAGCACAUAGUGGAGGUGCGCGAAGACGCCGCGGCCAUGAAGAUGUGCAAGUUCGACAUCCCCUACAACACAAAGUACAAGCGCCUGAAGCGUAGUCGACGUCAGCGCGAUAGGGCGGCUGCGCAGACCACGGCCGACGGCGAAGUCAACGAAGACUCCCUCCUGUACUGCUUGGGCGAUGUUCUACAGAGCCAAGACGACAUCCAGGAAUGGGACCUGCUCGACUGGCCUGCUGACAUGGAGAAGAAGAUGGACCAGGAAUCUUACGAAUGGAUUCGAAUGGACGCCGACUUUGAGUGGAUUUGCACGAUGAAGACCAACUCCGAGUCAUACAUGUAUGUCUCGCAACUCCAGCAAGAUAGGGAUGUGGUUGCGCAGCAGGAUACAAUGCUCUACUUGGGCAGGUCUCCGCCUCAUCCACUCGUCUCUUCUAUUCUCACGCGUACCUUAUUCGACAAGCGCUACUUUCAUGGUAUCCGCACAAUGGCAGCCAGCCAGCUCCACAGACAUAGCGUUCCAGGCCCGAAAGAUUCCAUGGUCGGUCUCUUUCACUUGCUACGAGCAUUCACACAACUUUGUUGUUUCCCAGGCACACAGAUGCCCCGUCCCAACGACUUUUCGGAUCGGAAGCAGUAUCUUGCCCAGAGCGCAAUCCCACUGGCCAUCGCAAGGGUGCGGGAUUCCAAUGGCAAGUGCCCUGAGCGGGCACGGCACUUCCUCUUGGAGCAGGUCCAGUUCAACAACAACGCCAACAACCCGUUUUCCGACAAUUUUUAUGUGGCAAAGCUCCUAGAGGCGCUUGCCACUAGCAUGAUCCCUGAUAAGCGACCGGACACGGAGGUGAUGCUCGACGAUAUCAUACGGACGGAUGAGGAGGACCAAUUCCUCCAAAACGCUCUCACUGAAAUUGACCGAUACCGCAGGAUGGACGAGUGGGCAAACUCUUACCACAAUAUUUGGACCAUCACAGCGCUUGACUGCAAAAGACGACUCAUGAAAGCCGGGGUCAUUCCCAAGGAUGGCCUUGACUUUAUGCAGUACCUGCAGGACGAGACAUACGAUCUCGUUCGUAUCAAGGCUUUUGAGGCUCUGGUCGAUCUUGGCUUCAUGAUGGAUGAUGUUGUCUUCCCUCAUCUGCUUCGAACGCUGAGCACAGACAAGUCGCCAUUUGUGCGCCACAAGCUGCUCAAGGUCUUCAGCAUUGGCCUUGCCGGCUUGGCAUUUGGUGAAUUCUCCAAGCCCAAUAGUGCGAUUAAACCACAGACAGGAGAUAUGUUCUUGGACGGCUUUGCGGAUGAACCGAAGGAAGAUAUGCUCGUCGUUGAAGCCGGUGAUAAGGAAACCACGGAACGUCGGCAGGAAUAUCUGCGCAAGCAUGAUCUCCACACGGCACUCACGGCGCUCAAGGCAGAGAUGAAAGACCAAUUCGCCCAUCAUGAGAUCACGAUCCAGAAGACUCUCUGGUAUGCUAUCAACCAGGACACUCUCGGUCGAGCAGAGAAGGCUACACUUUUAGAGUUCUGUGGGCUCAUGUUCGAUGCAUCCGACGAGUGGAUCGUCUCUCUGCCGCUUCCUCAGCGGUGGAAGGUCUCUCGUCCAGCGCACCGUGUUCCGGGCAAGCUCAUCGUUACGUUUACGCCAUACUACCGCGACUCCCUUCCCCGGCCUAAAGAAUUACCGAAGGCACCGGAGCCUGCUCCUGUUCCUCUUGUCGAGCCGCUUCCCAAACCUGUCGAGCCCAAGCGCGUCAUUGUCAACCCGAAAGUCAAGGCCAACAAGGUACCACCGCCAGCUGUUCCGGGUUCUGAACCACGCCAACCAUUGCCAACAAAGGCGGCGGCUCCUCUUCGUGACUCUCCCGUCGCAACCCCUAUUCGUGUGUCACCUGCCCUCAAGGAAUCGUCCCCUCGACCGCUGUCUGUUCCUGAACGCCAGGGCAGCGCACAGCCCAGGACAGAGUUGCCCUCAUCGGCCAAGGUCCCGAAACGUCCACGACCAGACAAGAUGAAUGGCGGCGAUGACCAGUCACCAAUUGCUAAGCGUCCAAAGAUCGGCAAGGAGGGCCACAGCGGCACUGCUCGCCCUCGAAAGAUCGUCACGAUAAGACACCCAGCACUGCGGCGGAUCCUGAAGGAGCUCAACGUCAGGUCAUCCUCUGGUGUGCCGCGCAAGCCCAGCUCAUUGCAGACCGUGCGUGCCUCGCCUGCCGCCGAUGGCACCAUUCAGGCCAAACCUGCGCGAAAGCCUCUUCCCAGCGGCGGUGACAGCGUACGCAAGCCCCUUCCGUCGGGUCUGCCAACCGGCACACCGUCGUCAAAGCCAACUGCCUCAUCGAUAGCCCACUCUUCAUCCACAUCUGUGUCAACGCCUACGCCCGCGCACGCCAGCCCGCCACCUCCUAGCAGUUCUGGAAGCCAGCCUGCGGCCGCGCCGAAGAGACUCAAACUCGUCAUUAAAAAGCCGACUCCGAAACCUCCGCCGGCACCAUAG